AUAAAGAAUCUUCAGAAAAAGGAAAAGAAAAGGAGUUGGAAAACAAAUUGAUAUCAGAAGAAAUAAUAACAGAGGAAGAAGAUGAAAUACCAAAGUUUACACCAGAAGAAAUAGAAAAAUUAGUAAAUUUAGCUAAUAAUUGUAAAUUAAAUGGAAAUGAAUAUUUUUCGAAAUCAAAAUAUGAAGAAGCUAUUAAAGAAUACGAGAAAGCUUUAGAUACUUGUCCUAUUGAAAAAAAGGAUGAAAGGGCGAUUUAUUGGGGAAAUAUUGGAACUUGUUAUGUUAAAUUGGGGAAAUUAAAAGAAGCUGUCGAUGCUUAUAACAAAUAUUCACCUUCAUAUACAAAAGUUUUAUUUCGUCGAGCACAAGCCAAUGAAAAACUUCAUACUCUUACAUCACUAACAUCCGCACUUGAAGAUCGUAAAUCAAUUAAUUCAUCAAUACAACGUUUACCACCAUUAAUUUCUCAACAACAAGAAAAGGAGAAAGAUGAAGUAAUUGGUAAACUUAAAGAUUUAGGUAAUAGAUUUUUAGGAAAUUUUGGAUUAUCAACUGAUAACUUUAAAAUGGUACAAGAUCCUAAUAGUGGUGGAUAUAAUGUUCAAUUUGUUAAUAAUUCUAAUCAAGGAAAUGAUGGUAGUGGUAGUAAUGGGUGA
Molecule: messenger RNA, 656 nt
Organism: Diversispora eburnea
Lineage: Eukaryota; Fungi; Glomeromycota; Glomeromycetes; Diversisporales; Diversisporaceae
Source: the annotation of a GenBank genome assembly